Messenger RNA from Closterium sp. NIES-67, 3880 nucleotides. Lineage: Eukaryota; Viridiplantae; Streptophyta; Zygnematophyceae; Desmidiales; Closteriaceae. The record is from the annotation of a GenBank genome assembly.
AGGUAAUGAGUCAUUACACCGCUGCGGAGACUUGAUUCCAUCCUAGACGUUUCUCACUGCAGAGAGCUCGCUUCGCAGGCGAGUCGCUCGUAAGGUCGCACCUCUUGUCGUCGGCAUCGAGCAGUGCUUACCGGCACUUCCCCCGCGGUCGACGCUUCUUGUGCCUCCUCCGCUUCGCCUCUCCUCCGCUUCGCCUCUCCUCCGCUUCACCUCUCCUCCGCUUCGCCUCUCCUCCCUCGACCGUUUCGCUACACCAAUCCUGCUCAAGGUCCCGUCUCGCACGCGCUCACCAAGGCGGUUCGAGAGCGGAAUACUGUACGGCAAUGGCGCGAGACAGGGGCGGCGCCGGACCGAGACACGUGGCGCUCAGUCGGAGUGGAUGCGGCAGCGGGAAUUGCGCCGGCGGUGGCGCCGCGCGGGGCAAUCCUAAGGGCCGCGCCGACAGGCGGCGGCCGAACAUCGCGCUUCACAGCAGCGCUCUCGCCGCAAGUGGCGGACAAGUGCGCGCGGGCGCGGAAGGCGGGCGCAGCGUCGGCGCAGCACGGGGGACAGCCGCCGAGGGGCACCGCGUCGGCGGUAGCAAGCAUUCUCAGUGGCUGGGCGGCAGAGGCGCAGCAAGCGCGCGUGAUACUAGUGAUGACGAUGGCGGUGUAGGUGACAGCACACGUGGCGGAUUGGUGCUGGUGGAGAUUGCCGCCGCGGCGCGAGCGAAGCGAGCUGCGCGAGAGGCGGCAGAGCGGGGGAGUGCGAGGGAGGAGGGGAGUGGGGGGCGGAGGCAGGUUUCCCCCAUGGCAGGGCGGCAGAAGCGGGAAGCGGACAAGGCAGGUGACUUGGCUUUGGGAAGAGAAGAGCGGCCGGAUGGAGAGCAGACGAGGUUGCCUCUGAACGAGCGGCAUGCGGAGGACGGUGAUGAGGGAGACGCACAGCCGGCUACAGCAGCACUGCUGGCAGCCGUGGGAAGAGCAGCAGCAGGGGGAGCGAGCACGGAUGCAGAGGAGGAAGAGGACGCGAGCACGAAGCAGGAAGAGGCAGCAGCGCUCCCCGCAGUGGCGCUGGCGCUGCUGGCGCCGCUGGCUUGUGCGGGGGAGGACGUGGCACGCGGCAUGUGCGUGAGCAGGGAGUGGCGGCGCUCCCUCACUCACUCCGUGCGCUCCUUCUCCCUCCUCUUCCACCCCCACUCCCUCUCUUGGCACCCUUCCUUCCGUGACCCCGCCACCCCCCCUUUCACGCGCCACUGGGACCCGGCAGCCCUGCAGCCCACCCUGCUGGACCCCAGCAGCAGCAGCAGCAGCAGCAGAUGGGGGGAGGUGGUGUGCUCGGUGCUGCUUCAGUCCGCCAUGCCCUUCCCCUGCACCACCGCACUGCAGCCCGGCAGUGUGGCGUCCUUGAAGCGCGCUCUCUCGCGCUACCCCAACCUCACUUCCCUCCACCUGCCGCUCAUCUCCUCGCCCCCGUGGUCUGCCUUACCUUGCGGAUACUACCGCCAACGCCAGGACAGCACCCGCUACCCGCUCCCCUGGGACGUGCUCUUCUCGCCCUCCGAUAUAAGCACCCUCCUUUGCAGCCUCGACCAGCUGCCCUGCAGCAGCACGCUGCGUUCCCUUCACCUGCAGGUGGCCCUUGACUGCCACACGCACCAGCUCAUAAGAGCCAGCCCGCACAAGCGCUACCAGGCUCGUCUUGCCGAGCUGUGGGAUUCCCCUCAGCGGUACCACAGCCGCGUGGAGAAGCGCACGCUGGCUGAGGAGGAGAGGGCGGUGGAGCGCGGCGUGCAGUGCGUGCUGCAGGGCUGCCCAAAGCUGCGCGCGCUGCACCUGCAGGGCUUCAACCUGCACUGCGUGCUCGCCCUCGCCCCCGCCACCCUCGCCUGCUUCUCCCGCCUCACGCACCUCUCCCUCCCCCUCCCCGGCGCCAUCCCCCCUCCCAUCCUGCGCCUCCCCCGCCUCGCCUCCCUCUCCCUCGCGCUCUGCCUGGAGGACCCCUCUGCGCUGCCCGCCUUCCAGCGCCAGAUGGACUCCCCCGCCCUCUUCCGCCACCUCUCCUCGCUCUCCUCCCUCACCCUGCUCGCCCGCCGCUCCUCCUCCUCUCUGCCCGCCUGCCCUCCCUCCGACAUCUCGCCGGACCUCUUCCACGGGGUGCAGCCCACGCUGUGCUCGCUCACGCUGCUGCUGCACGAGGCCAACGUGCAUGCCGAGAGUGCCUCCUCCCUCGCCUCCAUCUGGGCGCUCUCCCGCCUCACCCACCUCACCACAGAUCUAGAGAUCGACCUCUCCUCCUCUCCUCCCCCUGCUUCCCCCCCCGCGCUUCUCUCUGCCAGCCCCUGCCUCUUCCUGCCUCCCUUUCCCAGCCUCUCCCCUCCUCCCGUUCUGCAGCUCGGCCUGCCAUCCCUCUCGCACCUCACCUCGCUUUCCCUCUGCUCUCUCACUCGCGUGCCCGCCGCCCUGGCGCUGCUCUCCUGCCUCUCCCGCCUCGAGUUGCCCCGAGCCUCAGAGGACCCUCACAGGGCCAUCCGCGCCCUGCCCCACCUGGCGCACCUGGAGUGCAGCGUGCUCGAUCUGCGCCAUGUCUUGGCCCUCCGCCCCUCGCCCUCCUGCCACCCUUGCUGCUGCGACUGCCAGAGCAACUGUUGUGAUGAGGCAAGCGGUUACAGCAGCACAAACGGCAGCAGCAGCAGCAGUCUCAGCAGCAGCAGCAGCAGCAGCAGCAGCAGCAGCGGCAGCAGCAGCGGCAGCAGCAGCGGUACCAGCAGCGACGGCAAUAGCGGUGGUGAGAGCAGCAGCGGGGCAGGAACAUCAUCCGCAAAACCGCCGUUCCCUCACUGCUCCUGCCUGCACCCGUCCCAAGCACCCCACCACCACACGCGCGGUCUCACUUCCCUUGUGCUGCGUGCCAGCCACGCCCGCAUCGCCCACGCCAUGCCCGCCCGCGCCCACUGCUACCCCACCCUGCAGCAUCUGGAGCUGCAUGGCCUCACCUCCUGCCACUGGCUCUGCCGCAACCAAGCUGUGCCGCCCGCCCUCUCCCUCUUCCCCAACCUCCACACCCUCAUCUGCACGCCCUCAUCGGCCAACGCAAGGAUCUCUGAUCAGGUAGAUGUGGACCUCGCCCUGCUCCCCUCUCUCUCCCGUGUCUCUGGUGGCUUCCAGCUGUGCCGCGCGGACCGCCGGCUCUACCCCUCACUUCACACAGCAGUGCUCACCACUGGAAGGCGGCGCUCUGGGGGUGUCCCCUGUCGUCCCUGGCAGCUGGUGCUGGAGCUCAGGUCCCUGCGCACUCUCAUACUCUCCCACCGCUUCCUGGACACUGUCUAUGAUUCCCUUGGCUACUUCAGCCAGCCCACGCCUCUCAGCCUCCUCACGGACCUGCACACCCUGCAGCUCUCCCUGGGCCUUCACAAGAUGGCUGGUUCCAAUAUGCAGUUAUUCUCGGGCAACUGGCCGUCGCACCUGCGCUGCUUGCGCCUCUGUGACUUCCCCCUGGCCAACGUGCCUUGGGCUGUUUUGCAGUGCAAUGAGUUGGAGGAGCUGCACCUGAUUGGCUGGCCUUAUCUGAAAGCGCUGCCGGCAGAGUUGGCAAGGUUGGAGCAGUUGAGGGUGAUGAGGGUGAGUGGGUGCAAGGAGCCCUUUGUGCCCAUUGAGUUGGUGCCUCUCCUUCGGGGGAAGCGCUGGCACUUCCCAUUCUCCCAGUCCAUGGCCUAUCAAGGGUGAGGUGCAAUACCGUAAUCUCCCGGUCCCGGUCCCGGAUAAAGGACCCUCCGGUAUUAGAGUCCAUGGGUGUUUUAUUUUAUCCGGAUGUGGGAACAGCUAUAUUGAGAAAGCUCGCUACUUGUAGUGCAAAUGGCAUCGUUCUCAUUCCAUUGACAUAAAGUACAAAGAGUUCC